UUUCAAUGUAGCGUGCAGCAACCACCCAUCGACCACUGCAUCAACAACAGCGACCAGCAGCAACAACCACAAUGGGUCUCGCAGAGCGCAAGGUCAAGCAACGCAUCGGGUACGACCCCCGCAACCUGACAUGGUCGAACGACAAGGACCGCUUCUCGUUCAAGCACAUGCAGUCGCUGGGCUGGGACGACUCCAAAGGCAUCGGCAAGGACCAACAGGGCAGCAAGAGCCACAUUGCCGUCGCGCAGAAGCUCGACAACUCGGGUAUCGGCAUGGGCCGCGCGCGCAAGGAGGGCCAGGACUUGAGCGCUGGCGCCGGGCAGGCUGGUGCCGGCCUCGCCGACGUGCUCGCUCGUCUGGCCGCUGCCAAGUCGGCGAGCGCGUCGCCUGCUCCGUCGCACGAGCCGAGCCCCGCGCCCGAGUCUGGAUCUGGGAGCCCCGGUCCGUCUGCGAUGAGGAACAAGAUUGCCUCGCGCCAGAAGCACCUCCACUCCAAGCGCCUGGCGACGCAGAACGCCGCUGCGCUCGCCGAGAUUCUCGGCGUGCCCGUCUCAUCGCUGCCCUCGUCUCCUGCUCCGUCCACCCCCGGCACGCCCGCUGCCGAGUCGGCGCCCGAGUCGCCCGUCGAGAGCGGCGCUUCCACACCAACAGAGAGCUCCGACCGCAAUGUCUACGAGACCAUCUCGACGUCGACCGUGUCCGUGUCCGACUACUUUAGGCAAAAGCUGCGCGAGAAGGCCCUGGCACGGCAGGCGGCGAGCGGCAGCUCGACACCACUGCCCGCCAUGUCCGAGGGCAGCCUGGCUGUCCCCAAGGACGAGGUCAAGGUGGCCAUUGGAGGUGUGGCCUGGGAGGGGUCCAAGAUGGCCUUUGCGGAGGUGACCGAGGAGGUUGUCCUCGGCGACCUGGGUGCCGACGCGCCUGCGAUCCCGAAGGAGGAGAAGAAGAAGGACAAGAAGGGCAAGCGCAAGAGCGAGGCGGUUUCGAGCGAGGCCGCGACGCCCGACGCUACUGGGCCAAGUACUCCGGCCGACGACAAGGCAGCCAAGAAGGCGCGCAAGGAGGAGAAGCGUGCACGCAAGGAGGAGAAGGCGGCCGAGAAGGCUGCGAAGAAGGCAGCCAAGGAGGCCAAGGCAUCAAAAUCGUCGUCACCCGACACUGGGGACAAGAAAAAGCGCAAGCGCGACGAGGGCGAGGACGGCGAGCGCAAGCGCAAGUCGAGGUCAGAGUAGAGUAGAGUGUUACUGCAUUUUGGGCAUGGUCAUGCAUACUGUCAU
Vanrija pseudolonga is the source of this 1277-nucleotide messenger RNA. It is a transcript of the gene PXR1, whose product is annotated as Protein PXR1. The transcript is spliced from 3 exons. NCBI's taxonomy places the organism in Eukaryota, Fungi, Basidiomycota, Tremellomycetes, Trichosporonales, Trichosporonaceae. Bases 72 to 1232 code for a protein of 386 amino acids. The record is from RefSeq and is a predicted model, not a curated record. Gene Ontology annotation, molecular function: nucleic acid binding. Gene Ontology annotation, cellular component: nucleolus.